CAAGACAAAACAUAUUGGCUGUUAGGGUUUUAGUUUCUUGACUGUAGUCCUUUCAAAGACAUUUCAACCUUAGCCAAACUGUCGCCACUCUCGCCCUCAGCCACUCUUGCCGUCGCUGCUCUCGCCCCCGGUCUGCAGCCGCCUCAAGCAUCGUCGUCGAGAUGAAUGUAGAAAAGCUACAAAGGAUGGCCGGCUCUGUCCGGACCGGUGGCAAGGGAACUAUGAGGAGAAAGAAGAAGGCAGUUCACAAAGCUACUACUACGGAUGACAAAAGACUUCAAAGUACUCUCAAGAGAAUCGGGGUGAAUGCAAUUCCUGCCAUAGAAGAGGUGAACAUUUUCAAGGAGGAUGUAGUUAUCCAGUUUAUUAAUCCAAAAGUUCAAGCUUCAAUUGCUGCAAAUACUUGGGUUGUGAGCGGCUCUCCUCAAACUAAGAAAUUGCAAGAUAUUCUCCCUGAAAUUAUUCACCAAUUAGGUCCCGACAAUCUUGAGAACUUGAAGAAGUUAGCGGAGCAGUUCCAAAAGCAAAUGCCGGGUAUUGCUGACACUGCAGAUGCAGCUACGGGUGCAAAUGCAUCUCAACAAGAUGACGAUGAGGUGCCCCAACUCGUGGAUGGUGAAACCUUUGAAGCUGCUGCUGAUGAGGGACAAAAAUAAAAUUAAAAUUUGUUCCAUUUUAAGUGAUUUGAGAUCUUUCCUAUCCUUGGGUGUGUACUGAAUAUGAUGUCUAUUAUGGGAUACCAAGCUUUAUUACAUGUAUGCUAUUGCUAUUAGUUUAAUUUCCCUUCA
Messenger RNA from Ipomoea nil (Japanese morning glory), 788 nucleotides. Its product is annotated as nascent polypeptide-associated complex subunit beta-like. The record is from RefSeq and is a predicted model, not a curated record. The coding region runs from base 162 to 656 and encodes 164 amino acids. Lineage: Eukaryota; Viridiplantae; Streptophyta; Magnoliopsida; Solanales; Convolvulaceae. The transcript has 6 exons. Gene Ontology annotation, cellular component: cytosol; nascent polypeptide-associated complex.